Molecule: messenger RNA, 1168 nt
Organism: Artibeus jamaicensis (Jamaican fruit-eating bat)
Lineage: Eukaryota; Metazoa; Chordata; Mammalia; Chiroptera; Phyllostomidae
Gene: DNMT3L
Product: DNA methyltransferase 3 like
Exons: 11
Coding region: 1-1161 (386 amino acids)
Biological process (GO): negative regulation of transcription by RNA polymerase II
Cellular component (GO): nucleus
Molecular function (GO): DNA (cytosine-5-)-methyltransferase activity, acting on CpG substrates; DNA binding; enzyme activator activity
Source: RefSeq, a predicted model, not a curated record
AUGGCAGCUGCCCCAGUCCUGGACCCAGAGGCCGAGUGCAGCAAGGACGUCAUCCUGGUGGGGUCCAGCGAGCUGUCGUCCUCCCCUGCACCUGGGCCCCAAAGAGAUCAGAUUGCAUAUGAAGUCAAGGUUAACCAACGAGCCAUAGAAGACCUGUGCAUCUGCUGCGGGAGCCUCCAGGUGCACACGCAGCACCCCCUGUUCGCGGGAGGGAUGUGCUCCCCGUGCAAGAACAAGUUCCUGGACUGCCUCUUCCUGUAUGAUGACGACGGGUACCAGUCCUACUGCUCCAUCUGCUGCUCUGGAGAGACUCUGCUCAUCUGCGAAAACCCCGACUGCACCCGGUGCUACUGCUUUGAGUGCCUGGACGUGCUGGUGGGCCCGGGGACCUCGGAGAAAGUCCACGCCAUGAGCAACUGGGUGUGCUUCCUGUGCCUGCCCACCUCCAGAAACGGGCUGCUGCAGCGCAGGAGGAAGUGGCGGGAGCGCCUGAAGGCCUUCUACGACCAGGAGGCGGACAGUCCCCUUGAGAUGUAUGCAACUGUGCCUGCGUGGAAGAGAGAGCCAGUCCGGGUGCUGUCCCUUUUUGGGGAGAUAGGGAAUGAGCUGAUGAGUUUGGGCCUUUUGGAAACUGCUUCUGGCUCAGGAAACCUGAGGCAUCUAGGCGAUGUGACAGACGUAGUGAGGAGGAACGUGGACGAGUGGGGCCCGUUCGACCUGGUGUAUGGCAGCACGCCUCCCCUCCACCAGCCCCGAGACCGUCCUCCCGGGUGGUUCGUGUACCAGUUCCACCGCAUCCUGCAGUACGCCAAGCCCCGGUCCAGCAGCCCGCGGCCCUUCUUCUGGAUAUUCGUGGACAACCUGGUGCUGACCAAGGAUGACCACAUUGUAGCCACACGCUUCCUGGAGACGGACCCCGUGACCAUCCAGGAGGUCUGCGGCAGGACCGUCCGGAACGCCGUUCACGUGUGGAGCAACAUCCCGGCCGUGCGGAGCAGGCAUUCUGCCCUGGCUCCCCAAGACGAGGUGUUCCUGUUGGCUCAGGACAGGCCAAGAGCAAAGUCCCCCAGCCCGGGGCCCGCCAGACUGGUGAAGAAUUGUUUUCUGCCCCUGAAAGAAUAUUUCAAGUUUUUUUCAACAGAGCUCACUUCCUCUUUAUAAAUGACUC